UUCAUCUGUUUGACACAGAGAAUGGAAGUCUAAGUGCCCGGAUUCUGAACAGUUUUAAUGUUUCACAUGGAGAGUCUGACAUACUCCCAUUGUGAUCAUUCAAAAUACCUUUUUAUUAUGACAAAGCAGCGAACAGGAAGGGAUUAUGGGGGGACAGAAGAAAAGAAAUACAAGAGAAGAAAGAAAAGAAACACAUACACAAACAACAACAAGAAAUACAUUGAACAUCUAAACUAGUUACUAAUAUGCUGGUGCUAUCGUCAGCGAGAUGUAUUUCCGGUUUACACCAUGUGGGGGCCAAUUGGCCAGUGAAAGAGGAGAAUGGGGGUGGGGGUGUCUAUAAGACUAUAAGCUAAGUGAUUGAAAGGGGUAGCGUGUACACAAAUCAGUUCUGUGAUCUAGAACCCAGUAAUCGUGUGAAUCUCUUAUGAGUGUAAGCCCGUUGGCGACCAACCCUACGCCGCCACAUCGCCAAUCCCGGCACCGGAACCCCCAACCCGAGCAUGCCCUACCACAUCCAGCAGCACGCAAGCCCCACCGGGCGCGCGACAGCCACGCAGACGGGCGGAGAAACAGCGCGGGCGCCAACCUAGGGCCACGGCCCCCACCCAGCCAGCCCGGGGAGGGAGGGCGGGCGGGGGAACCAUGCGCAGCCCAUCCCUCCUCCCGCCGCCCAGCAAAGGAGCCACCGUCUCCCCCCCGGGACCCAGGGUGGUCCCCCGGGCCACCCGUGUGCCCAUCAACCGGCCUUCAGGGAUGGCAGGAGGGGACGCAUCACCAAACCCACGCCUACACCCACCCCCGCCCGCCCACCCGGGCCAUGAGCCACAGCCACAGCCCCCCAACCGGAACGGCACGCCACGGGACCCCCAGCGGCCCACCAAGCCCCAGGCAAGGCAGGGUCCCCCGCCGGUGCAGGCGACACCCCGCUGAUACACCGGCGCCCAACCAGCGACCCGCGACGGAGCGCAGGGCGGAUGCCCAGCCAGAGAAGAGAGGGGAAGGCGGAGGCAGGAGAACGCCCAGGAACUGCCACGGGGCGAUGCAAGAUCGGAGACCCGACCCCCCAACCCACUCCCACGGCCGGCAGCCGAGGCAGAGGGGAGGCCACACCCCGGGAGCCACGCCAUAUAGAAAAAGUGUGGGACCCACCUACCACCCUAUUACUGUGGCUGCCAGGUUCCCGACUGGCAGCCAUCACCCAGCACCAUGAUGGGGGUGUGAGGGGAGGGUAGUGCAAUGUAUGCAUUAAAAUAGGAGAGCUUGGCUUGGGGCAGUGGGACCGCAGCAUGGAGUUUCUGUCCAGCCGCCCGUCCCACCGCCCUUUGCCGGAGCUCUCCUGCGGAGUAUGAUGUGUGUGGUGCAUUUAAAAAAGGUGCAGGGAUGGCGGGGCCUGUGGUGAGGAGGCAGCCGUGAGGCCCCCCCCCCCCUCCCCCAACAGGUCCCAACCAUCCCACAACCUUGGUGUGUGGUGCAUUAAAAACAGGGGGGAGUCGGGCUGGGACUGUAAAGCCCCGUCCCAACUCUCCCCGGAGAAAUGUAUGAGCAUGUAAGUGCCAGGGUGAAAAAUAUUUACAGUGCCGAAGUGAGAAGUGCGUGAGUUAAGAGGCAGGCUCCCGCGGGCGUGGCCCCGUCCACCAGAACCACCGGCCCCAGGGCGGAAGAAGCGUCAGGGCCCCGAUCAAUCCCCGCCCCAGACCACCCACGGCGCCUCCGCGACCGCCCACCCCCCUCCCACCCACCGAGCACCCACCCCGCACCCCGAGCAGGCGCCACACCAAGCGCCGGCGACCAGGGGGCGUCCACCCCACCGGCAAGGGACAGCAAGCCUCACCCUAGGCCCCGCGGGCCCCAAGAGGCCCCGCCAACGACCCCGCCGGCCGGGGGGCAGCCGCGGCCGCCACGGCCUAGGGAGGCGGACAGGGCCGGAAACAGACCAAGGGGAGGGAAGCGCACCCCCCACAACCCACCCCCGGGCCAAGAGGGGCGCGUGGUAUGGCACCAGAGGGCACCUCCCCGGCACCCAGUACAGGGAGACGCGGCUCCGGCCGGGCGGACCUGGGAGGGAACCAUGGCUGCCGCAUACACCCCCCCAUGCAACUUUCUAACGAUUUUUUGAAAUGGAAGUUACCUUUAUGUGCGUCGUAUCAACGUGCAUUUUUAUUUAAUAAAAUAAUCUAUAUAUAAUAUAAUUAUUAGGGCUGUCAAAAUUAUCGCGUUAACGGGCGUUAAUUAAUUUUUUAAAAUUUAUCACGCUAAAAUAUUUGACGCAAUUAACGCAUGCACUAAAUGACCCGCUUGCACAUUGCCUCAAACAGAUUACAAUGAGGCCGUUUAUGGACAUUAAGAGAGAAGAGAACGCCACCAGCCGCUUGGGGGCAGCGCCAUUCCAUACUCAUGUUAAUUCUUCUAAAUGUGGGAGAAUCAGUAGUUGUGAGACGUUCAUGCUGUAUUCACAAUGCAAUGCAAAUUGCUAUUUGUGCUCCACACAUAUUUCGGGAGUUUAGCCACACUGCCGUGGGCUUUACACUUAUUGAUGACACUGCACACGGUAGACACAGGAACAUUCAGGUCUUUGGAGAUGGACUUGUGGCCUUGAUAUUGCCCAUGCUUCCUCACCGUUUUGCUUCUCAAGUCCUCAAACAGUUCUUUGAGCAUAGAGACAAGAAAGAAGACCAAUGUGGUACACACCAGGACACAGGACAGAGGUUAAGUCGACUUUAAUCCAUUUUAACUGGCUGCAAGUGUGAUUUAGUUAUUGCCACCCUCUCUUAUGUGCUAGAGGUUAGUCACAAGUGCUGUUAAUUAAACAAAUUAGAGAAGCAUUACACGAUUUUUUUUUUAAAGGGUGACAAUACUUUUGUCCUGUCAAUUUUUGGAGUUUUGUGUAAAGUGACAAUGAUUUAAUUUUUUUCCCCCAUUCUCUUUUGUGUUUUUUCUUUGCAAGCAAAAUAAAUGUAGAUAUUAUUAGCAAAGC
Corythoichthys intestinalis (scribbled pipefish) is the source of this 2977-nucleotide messenger RNA. RefSeq names its product proline-rich protein 2-like. Lineage: Eukaryota; Metazoa; Chordata; Actinopteri; Syngnathiformes; Syngnathidae. The record is from RefSeq and is a predicted model, not a curated record. The coding region runs from base 428 to 1213 and encodes 261 amino acids. The transcript has 2 exons.